AUGGCACCAUCGGGUCUGGCCAUUAUUCUCGGAGCAGGUCCAGCUGCCGGUGCAGGAAUUGCUCGCGUUCUUGCCUCUCCAGCCGAGGGUAAUUUGGCAGUAGCACUGCUCUCACGCACUGGUGACGCUCAACUUGCGACCGAAAUAUCCAAACUUUCAGGUGGAGGCGUCUUGAAAGCCUUUCAGACAGAUACCUCUGAAGACCGUCUUCGUUCUACCUUUGAGGACAUCAAAACUUGGACUCGAAGCCUUCCAAAAUCCGAUGAUGGGCAGAGUUUACGCCUUAAACUCUCUGUUUUCAACAUCAAACAUUCGCAUAAAGUGCCAUUUGCAGAGGAAACACCCACCAGAUUCACGGAGUCACUCACGGUAUACACCACCGGCGCGAUGAUAUUCUCCCAACUUUCCAUCAAUUGGAUGUUAUCGCAAUCUUCGCAAUCAAGUGAUGAUAAGCCUGAGGCUUUCAUACCUCUGCAUAAAGCUGGAACGGUCAUCUUCACUUCCAGUCUUGGUUCCAUGCGCUCAAAUGCGGGGUUUGCCGCCUAUGGUGCAACAAGAGCUGGUGUCAGAAUGUUGGCACAGAGUCUUGCGAGGGAAUACUCAUCCAAGGGAAUUCAUGUCGUUCACGCAAUUGGGAACGGUUGGAUAACCAACAAUUACGAUGAAUCCUACUUGGACUCCGACUUGAAUGACGGAGCGAAGGAAAAUACGGAUGAUACGAAGGCAGUGCUUGAGGGCAAGAAGAUAAAAGGAGCGAGUGUGGGAAAACUGUAUCUUGGCCUAAUGCAACAGGCCUGCGAUCUGUGGGUACACGAACUGGAUAUGAGGCCAGCGGGUGAACCCUUCUGA
Messenger RNA from Penicillium odoratum, 849 nucleotides. RefSeq lists its product as uncharacterized. The record is from RefSeq and is a predicted model, not a curated record. Lineage: Eukaryota; Fungi; Ascomycota; Eurotiomycetes; Eurotiales; Aspergillaceae. The transcript has a single exon. The coding region runs from base 1 to 849 and encodes 282 amino acids.